UAUAAGAAUUCUUUUCAAGAGAAUGGCGGCAGUUAUCGAAUGGGUUUAAAGUUUAGAUCAGAAAAAACCUGAAUUUGUCGGUCUCAUUCUUAGAAUUUACGUUGUACGACGAUCGAAUUAUCUGUGCAUUUGUUUUGGAUGUGUGGUUCGUCAUUAACUUACGAUAUUGAAGGUACUUGGGAUUCUAAUCUGUACACAAAUUGAUUACUUGAUUACAGAAACAUGGCUUUUGAUGUUCGCUGAUCAUAUUCUCCCUCCAUGAAUUUGGCUUCUUUUCCCCGAUUUUUUGGAGUACAGAUUUCGAAAUACCACUCGUAAUCUUUCCUUUUUCUUUCAUUUGUGUUUGUAAAUUCAACAAUCUAACAGUAUUUACUAUUUAGCGCUGUCCACUUGCCCUAAAAGACCCGACGAUCAGAUUGUGGGUAAUGAGAGAACAUUCUGAAAUCGGGAAAGUCGAAACAGGCAUGUGGUUCUCUUUCUCUGUCAACAAUGUGAUUAGAAAACAAGAUCGCCAUAAAAUUAUGAAAUAUCAUUGGCUUAAAUUAAUCCGUAGAAUUCUUUCAGUUUUUGCGGAGUUCUAGUCACAGAUGAUGGAUCCAGAGGACCUACGAUCGGAGCUGCUCUCCUUGAGACGAUUGUAUGGCCUUCUUGUAAACGACCAACAACGUGUCUCUGAAAAUUUGGACAAGAAUGCAAGACAACUACUACUAAAUUUACUGAAUGCUAGUGCAAAAAAAGCUUUCGAGGCUCAUGCAAAGAUGGUAGGUACUCAAUACAGACCAUCUUAUUAUAACCUGUGGUCAACUACCCAAUUUCCAAGUCUGCAGAAUCUUGACUUAAGAACCAGUCAAGGGAUCUUCAAUGAGCCAAUAAGUCAAGAAUUUUCUUCAGGUGAACCAGAUGUCAAACCGAAACGAUGCCGUGUAUGUCAAAGACCAAAAGUCAAACAGUUGACCAAAGAGUUAAGUCAAGUUCAAGAUAACCAAUGUCAAAAUCAUAAAAGAAGUUGGGAAGAUCAAAAUAACCCAACCACCUAUGAAGUUGAAGUUGGAGUUGGAGGAUUCCCAUGUUCAUCAACAGUUGACUUUCUGAAAUCACCGACUUUAUAUAAUCAAAAUGAUGAAGAUGAUCAAAUAUCAAGACAAGCUUAUGCUAAAAUCCAACAAAUAGAAUCUUGCAUUUCGACUUUGCAACUAGCAUCCAAUCGUGUCAUGUCCAGAUAA
Messenger RNA from Lactuca sativa (garden lettuce), 1223 nucleotides. NCBI's taxonomy places the organism in Eukaryota, Viridiplantae, Streptophyta, Magnoliopsida, Asterales, Asteraceae. The record is from RefSeq and is a predicted model, not a curated record.